Lithohypha guttulata is the source of this 813-nucleotide messenger RNA. RefSeq lists its product as uncharacterized. NCBI's taxonomy places the organism in Eukaryota, Fungi, Ascomycota, Eurotiomycetes, Chaetothyriales, Trichomeriaceae. Bases 1 to 813 code for a protein of 270 amino acids. The transcript has a single exon. Gene Ontology annotation, molecular function: oxidoreductase activity. The record is from RefSeq and is a predicted model, not a curated record.
AUGUCCCUCAAAUAUACAAGGAAACUCGAAGGCAAGCGAGUACUCGUCCUGGGCGGAACUAGUGGGAUUGGGUUCUGUGUUGCGGAGAACGCUUUAGAAAACGGAGCUCGUGUCAUUGUUGCCUCUUCCCGUCAAUCUUCCAUUGAUAGUACCUUGUCUCGCCUCCGAAACUCCUACCCUGAACUUUCAUCCAAUGUUACUGGUCACACAAUCGAUCUGCGUUCAUCAGAAAGCGAGGCUUCAAUAAUUGAAUUGCUGAAGGCUGCUACAAACGAUGGCACCGAGCCGUGCGAUCACAUCGUGCACACAGCAGGGGACAACCUAUCCAUAGGACCAAUUGACCAGUUUGAAGGAGCUGAAGCACUACUCAAUGCACAACGCGUGCGGCUUCUGGCACCUAUGCUUUUUGCCAAGCACGCGCCUGGCAAGUAUAUGCGCCGCAGCAACACCUCCAGCAUUAUCUUCACAGGUGGUGUGAACACUUAUCGACCUGGUGCAGGUUGGGCAAUUCCUGCACUUGUGGGCGGUGCACAACAAGGACUUAUGCGUGCAUUGGCAGUCGAUCUGAAGCCGAUUCGGGUAAAUUUAGUCGAGCCGGGUGCUAUCGACACUGAGCUCUUUCAGCGCACGUUUACUGGAGAGCAAUUGGAGGCUUUUAGGCAGAAGUAUAGAGACCAGACGUUGACAGGGGCAAUUGGAACACCUGAAAACAUGAGCGAGGCUUAUUUGUACGUGAUGAGAGAUGCUUUCGUGACUGGACAAACUGUUCUGAGUGAAGGUGGUUUGUUGCUUGCACCCGGUGCACAAAGAUAG